Messenger RNA from Mastomys coucha (southern multimammate mouse), 4245 nucleotides. RefSeq names its product toll like receptor 9 (gene Tlr9). Bases 128 to 3220 code for a protein of 1030 amino acids. The record is from RefSeq and is a predicted model, not a curated record. Gene Ontology annotation, molecular function: protein binding; pattern recognition receptor activity. The transcript is spliced from 2 exons. Gene Ontology annotation, cellular component: plasma membrane. Lineage: Eukaryota; Metazoa; Chordata; Mammalia; Rodentia; Muridae. Gene Ontology annotation, biological process: canonical NF-kappaB signal transduction; positive regulation of interleukin-6 production; defense response to virus.
AAAGUAGCUACUAAGCUGUAGUGAAAGUGUCACUUCCUCAAUUCUCUGAGGGACCCUGGUGUGGAACAUCAUUCUCUGCCACCCAGUUUGUCAGAGGGAGCCUCAAGAGAAUCCUCCGUUUCCCAACAUGGUUCUCCGUCGCAGGACCCCACACCCCUUUUCUCUCCUGGUCCAGGCUGCAAUGCUGGCUGAGGCUCUGGCCCUGGGUACCCUGCCUGCCUUCCUACCCUGUGAGCUGAAGCCCCAGGGCCUGGUGGACUGCAACUGGCUGUUCUUGAAGUCUGUGCCUCAGUUCUCAGCAUCCUGUUCCAACAUCACCAGCCUCUCCUUGGUCUCCAACCGUAUCCACCACCUGCAUAACUCUGACUUUGUCCACCUGUCCAACCUGCGGCAGCUGAACCUCAAGUGGAACUGUCCACCCACUGGUCUCAGCCCCUUGCACUUCUCUUGCCACAUGACCAUUGAGCCUGAAACCUUCCUGGCUAUGCGUACACUGGAGGACCUGAACCUGAGCUACAAUGGUAUUACCACUGUGCCCCGACUGCCCAGCUCCCUAAUGAACCUGAGCCUGAGCCACACCAACAUCCUGGUACUAGAUGCUAACAGCCUUGCUGGCCUGCACAGCCUGCAAGUUCUCUUCAUGGAUGGGAACUGCUACUACAAGAACCCCUGCACAGGGGCGGUGAACGUAACCCCAGGUGCCCUCCUGGGUCUGAGCAACCUCACCCAUUUGUCCCUUAAGUAUAACAACCUUACAAAGGUGCCCCGCCAACUGCCCCCCAGCCUGGAGUACCUCCUGGUGUCCUAUAACCGCAUUGUCAAGCUGGGGCCUGAAGACCUGGCCAAUCUGACCUCCCUUCGAGUACUUGAUGUGGGUGGGAAUUGCCGUCGCUGUGACCACGCCCCCAACCCCUGUAUAGAAUGUGGACAAAAGUCCCUCCAUCUGCACCCUGAGACCUUCCAUCACCUGAGACACCUUGAAGGGUUGGUGCUGAAGGACAGCUCUCUCCACACACUGAACUCUUCCUGGUUCCAAGGUCUGGUCAACCUCUCAGUGCUGGACCUAAGCGAAAACUUUCUCUAUGAAAGCAUCAACAACACCAGUGCCUUUCAGAACCUAACCCACCUGCGCAAGCUCGACCUGUCCUUCAAUUACCGCAAGAAGGUAUCCUUCGCCCGCCUCCACCUGUCAAGUUCCUUCAAGAACCUGGUGUCACUGCAGGAGCUGAACAUGAAUGGCAUCUUCUUCCGCUUGCUCAACAAGUACACACUGAGGUGGCUGGCCGAUCUGCCAAAGCUCCACACCCUGCAUCUUCAAAUGAACUUCAUCAACCAAGCACAUCUCAGCAUCUUUGGUAACUUCCAAGCCCUUCGCUUUGUGGACCUGUCAGACAAUCGCAUCAGUGGGCCUUCAGCACUGUCAGAAGCCACCCCCGAGGAGGCAGAUGAUGCGGAGCAGGAGGAUCUGUGGUCUGUGGGUCUUGACCCAGCUCUACUGAGCAUGCCUGGCUCGAAGAACUUCAUGGUCAGAUGUAAGAACUUCAAGUUCACGAUGGACCUGUCUCGGAACAACCUGGUGGCUAUCAAGCCAGAGAUGUUUGUCAACCUCUCACACCUCCAGUGUCUGAGCCUGAGCCACAACUGCAUUGCACAGGCCGUCAAUGGCUCUCAGUUCCUGCCGCUGACCAAUCUGCAGGUGCUCGACCUGUCCCAUAACAAGCUGGACUUGUACCAUUGGAAGUCGUUCAGUGAGCUCCCACAGUUGCGGGCCCUGGACCUCAGCUACAACAGCCAGCCCUUCAGCAUGAAGGGUAUAGGUCACAACUUCAGUUUUGUGGCCAAUCUGUCUAUGCUACACAGCCUUAGCCUGGCAUACAAUGACAUUCAUACCCGUGUGUCCUCACAUCUCUACAGCUCCUCGGUGAGGUUUCUUGACUUCAGUGGCAACGGUGUGGGCCGCAUGUGGGAGGAGGGGGACCUUUACCUACAUUUCUUUCAAGGCCUGAGAGGCCUGCUCCAGCUGGACCUGUCUAAGAAUAACCUGCAUAUCCUCUGGCCCCAGAACCUCAACAACCUCCCCAAGAGCCUGAGGCUGCUGAGCCUCCGUGACAAUCACCUAUCAUUCUUUAACUGGAGCAGUCUGGCCUUCCUGCCCAACCUGGAAGUCCUAGACCUGGCAGGCAACCUACUAAAGGCCCUGACCAAUGGCACCCUGCCUAAUGGCACUCUUCUUCAGAAACUGGAUGUCAGCAGCAACAGGAUAGUCUCUGUGGUCCCAGCCUUUUUCGCUCUGGCCAUGGAGCUGAAAGAAGUCAACCUCAGCCACAAUAUUCUCAAGACGGUGGAUCGCUCCUGGUUUGGGCCCAUUGUGAUGAACCUGACAGUUCUAGAUGUGAGAAGCAACCCUCUGCACUGUGCCUGUGGGGCAGCCUUCGUAGACUUACUGUUGGAAGUGCAGACCAAGGUGCCUGGCCUGGCUAACGGUGUGAAGUGUGGCAGUCCGGGCCAGCUGCAGGGCCGCAGCAUCUUCACACAGGACCUGCGGCUGUGCCUGGAUGAGGUCCUCUCUUGGGACUGCUUUGGCCUUUCGCUCUUGGCUGUGGCCGUGGGCAUGGUAGUGCCUACACUGCAGCAUCUCUGCGGCUGGGACGUCUGGUACUGUUUCCAUCUGUGCCUGGCGUGGCUACCUUUGCUGGCCCGCGGCCGGCGCACCGCCCAAGCUCUCCCCUAUGAUGCCUUCGUGGUGUUCGAUAAGGCUCAGAGCGCGGUUGCGGACUGGGUCUAUAACGAGCUGCGGGUGAGGCUGGAGGAGCGGCGCGGUCGCAGAGCCCUGCGCUUGUGUCUGGAGGACCGAGAUUGGCUACCAGGCCAGACUCUCUUUGAGAACCUCUGGGCCUCCAUCUAUGGUAGCCGCAAGACUCUGUUUGUGCUGGCCCACACGGACCGAGUCAGUGGUCUCCUGCGCACCAGCUUCCUGCUGGCUCAGCAACGCCUGCUGGAGGACCGCAAGGACGUGGUGGUGUUGGUGAUCCUGCGCCCCGAUGCCCACCGCUCCCGCUACGUGCGACUGCGCCAGCGCCUCUGCCGCCAGAGUGUGCUUUUCUGGCCCCAGCAGCCCAACGGGCAGGGCAGCUUCUGGGCCCAGCUGGGUACUGCCCUGACUAGGGACAACCGCCACUUCUAUAACCGGAACUUCUGCAGGGGACCUGCAGCAGAAUAGCUCAGAGCAACAGCUGGAAACAGCUGCAUCUUCAUGCCUCGUCCCCAGGUUGCUCUUCCUGCCUUGCUCUGUCUUACUACACUUAUCUGGCAAGUGCAAAAUAUAUGCUACCAAGCCACCAGACCCACGGAGCAAAGGUUGGCUGUAAAGGGUAGUUUUCUUCCCAUGCAUCUUUCAGGAGAGUGAGGAUUGUCACCAAACCCAACAGAACAGGACUAGGGUUCCGUUCUUUCUCUCUCUCUCUCCCCCAUCCCCCCCUCUCUCCCUCCCUUCCUCCCACCUCCCUUAUUCCCUCCCCCCUCCCUUCCUCCCCUCCUGUUCUCUGAAUACCCUGCCCUGCCCUGCCCUGCCCUGCCUGCAGGCCUGGGACAGCACCUCUCUAUCUCUUGAUCUGGGGUAUUGGCCUUCCUUACCUACUGGCCUGUCUUAAGGGCAGAGAAGAUGAAAGGCUAGUUUGUCUUUGACCCUCAGCAAGGUCCUGAGAAAACUCCCAAGCAGGUUAGUGUUCAUUACUAGGUGUGUAGAAAAAGGGGGAUGCUUGCAGGCUCUGGUCACCAUGCCUAUGCUGGGCAAAGAAGGCCAGCCUUAAUUAGAGUUGGACCAGUAGCAUCAAGGAGCUGAGAGCCAGAGGAGAGUCAAAAGUGUGUUCAACCUUUGUGUGUGUGUGUGUGUGUGUGUGUGUGUAAUACAUGUGUGCGUAGUGUGCAUGUGUAGUGUGAGUAUGCAUGUGUGUAGUGCAUAUGUAUGUGUGUGUGCAUAUGUAUGAAGGUCCAUGUACACAUGUGUGCUUGUGGGGGGGCCAGAGGUCAACCUCACAUGUUAUUCUGGUGCUAUACAUUUUGGUUUUUGAGACAGAACCUCUGAUUGACCCAGAGCUCCCCAAUUAGCCUAAGCUGGCUGGUCAGAGUGCCCCAACAAUCCACCCUCUCCAGCUUCCCGAUUCUGGAUUACAAAGGCAUGCAGCACAUCCAGCCUUUUCACAUGGGUUUAGGGAUCAGAUUCAGCUUGUCAUGCAUGCAUGGUAA